This is a messenger RNA of Cynoglossus semilaevis (tongue sole), 4957 nucleotides long. It is a transcript of the gene tbc1d8b, whose product is annotated as TBC1 domain family member 8B. The transcript is spliced from 21 exons. Lineage: Eukaryota; Metazoa; Chordata; Actinopteri; Pleuronectiformes; Cynoglossidae. Gene Ontology annotation, molecular function: calcium ion binding. The coding region runs from base 160 to 3561 and encodes 1133 amino acids. The record is from RefSeq and is a predicted model, not a curated record.
AUGGAAAUGUUACCCGUCGACGUGGGAAGGAAAGAAAUAAGGGAGGAAAGGACUGAUACACAAACAACAAAUGUCUAUUGGUCUUAAGUGUUGUUUUUGUUGUCACUAAACGUGUCAUGAGAAUUGAGUGUUUAGAGACUACUUAAUGACGUUUGAAACAUGUGGCUGAAACCCGAAGAAAUUCUUUUAAAAAAUGCCUUUAAACUGUGGCUUACGGAGAAGGAUAACGAGUAUUUCGUGAUGCAGAGGAGACGAGGGUACGGGGAAGGUGGCGGGGGUUUGACGGGCCUCCUGGUGGGAACACUGGAUACAGUGUUGGACUCAACAUCAAAAGUUGCUCCCUAUCGUAUUCUUCACCACACACCUGACUCCCAAGUGUAUUGGUCCAUAGCAUGUGGUGUCACCAAGGAUGAGAUUUUUGCGCACUGGGAUUGGCUGCAACAGAACAUCAUGAGGACACUCUCUGUUUUUGACUCCAGUGAGGACAUCACCAGUUUUGUGCAGGGCAAGAUUAGAGGUCUCAUUGCUGAGGAGGGCAAGACAUCCUUAGGGUUAGAGGAUGAUCCAGAAAAAUUCCGUGAAGCACUUCUUAGGUUUGAAAAGUGGUUUGAGCUUCCACCACAGGAAAAACUGGUCACAUAUUACUCAUGCAGCUAUUGGAAAGGAAAAGUGCCAUGCCAGGGUUGGCUCUACCUCAGUACUAAUUUUCUGUGCUUCUAUUCGUACCUGCUGGGAUCUGAGGUGAAAUUGGUAAUCUCCUGGGAUGAAAUCUGGAAGCUGCAGAAGACUUCUAAUGUGAUUCUGACAGAGAGCAUCCAUAUCUUGGCUCAUGGGGAGGACCACUACUUCUCCAUGCUUCUACACCUUAAUGAAACCUUUCUUAUCAUGGAACAGCUGGCUGACUACUCUAUUAAACGUCUCUUUGAUAAAGAGGCUUUCAUCGGGGAGCCAGCGCUCUGUGAUCCUGUUCAAGUUACCAAAAGAGGAUUGGAGGCCUAUGCACGGAGUGCACAGUUUCGGACAUUUUUCAGACUUCCAAAACAGGAAAACUUGUUAGAAGUUCAUGAGAGCUCCCUGUGGCUGCCUUUUAGCCACUACAACACACUUGGCAAAAUCUGUAUUUCUGAGAACUACUUGUGUUUUGCCAGUCAAGAUGGAAGCCAAUGCUACGUCAUCAUUCCUAUGCGAGAGCUUGCUAGUGUUGAGCAGCCAGAUGCCACAAGCAGAGCUGUAACUGUGUGCGUACGCAGUAAGAGGGCACUGCGUUUCUCCGACGUGCAGAACUAUCAACAGCUUGCUAAUACAAUCCGCACUCGGUGUGGCAUCAGUGCCAGCCCUCAGCACUCUGCCUCUUCACAGAGUAUACAAGCGCAAAGUCGUUCCCAUAUCAACCAUUUUGAGGACAAUACAGAGGAGGCAAAUCUGAGGGUGCAGCAGAAAGACAGCAGCAAGACUGUAAGCACCGAAGCUCUCAUGACUGUUUUCCACCCUCAGGAUGUUGAAAACCUUGAUCCAAAAAUGCUCAAAGAAAAGAUGAAAGAACAGUCAUGGAACAUACAUUUCUCCGAAUACGGUCGUGGUACAACUAUGUUCUUCACCAGGAAGACACGAGACCUCAUUGUCCGUGGUGUUCCUGAGGCCUUGAGGGGAGAGCUGUGGAUGCUUUUCUCAGGAGCAGUGAAUGACAUGGCCUCACACCCAGGCUAUUAUACUGAGCUAGUAGAACAGUCGCUGGGCACAAGCACCCUGGCAACAGAUGAGAUUGAAAGAGACUUGCACCGUUCUCUCCCUGAGCACCCGGCCUUUCAAAGCGAUACAGGAAUCUCAGCUCUGCGUAGAGUCUUGACUGCCUAUGCCUACAGGAACCCCAAAAUAGGAUAUUGCCAGGCCAUGAACAUUCUGACUUCGGUUCUGCUGCUCUAUGCUAAAGAGGAGGAAGCUUUCUGGCUGUUAGUAGCUGUUUGUGAGAGGAUGUUGCCAGAUUAUUUUAAUCGGCGAAUAAUAGGAGCUCUUGUGGACCAGGCAGUGUUUGAGGAUCUCAUUAGAGAGAACCUGCCCCAGCUGGUGGAGCACAUGACAGACCUGAGUUUCUUCUCCUCCGUGUCCUUGUCCUGGUUUCUCACUCUCUUCAUCAGCGUCCUGCCCAUAGAGAGUGCAGUCAAUGUGGUUGACUGUUUUUUCUACGAUGGUAUUAAAGCGAUUCUGCAGCUGGGCCUGGCUGUCCUGGAUUACAACGUGGACGCCCUGAUCAGCUGCCAAGACGACGCAGAGGCCGUUACUAUCCUAAAUAAGUUCUUUGACAGUGUCACAAACAAAGACAGUCCACUGCCGUCCACAGUGCAGCAGGCAUCAGCAGCCAUUCACGAUAAAACGCCCCACGUGAAUGUUGACAUCAGUGAACUAAUUCGAGAGGCUUACGUGAAAUAUGGAAACAUCAAUUCAGAGGAAGUUGAAAGCUCACGCAAAAGGAACAAACUUUAUGUCAUCCAGACACUGGAGGACACAACCAAGCAAAAUGUUAAUCGAGUUGUGGCUCAAGACGUUCGAUUCAGUGCCUCGCAACUCGACCAGCUGUACAAUUUGUUCAAGAGGCAACAUUUCUUAAGCUGCUACUGGAUGAUGCAGAGUCCAGCUCUUCUCCACCAUGACCCCAGCCUAGCCUAUCUGGAACAGUACCAGUUGGGUUUCCAACAGUUCACUGUGCUCUUUUCCCUGCUGGAGCCUUGGGCGUUCUGCACAGCUAAGAGCACUCUCUCCCUCUGGGCUUUUCGGCUGAUAGACAAGAACCAGGAUGGACUCGUCAACUUCAAAGAGUUUUGCGAUGCCCUUGACACUCUGUGCUACGGCUCUUUUACCGAUAAGCUGAAAUUUCUCUUCAAGCUCCACCUUCCUCCAGCUUUUACAGGCAAUCCUUUGUAUUUAAAGGAGCAAAGAAUUCAACAGUUUGUCCCUGUGACUGAAGAUUCUUCUCAUUUGAGUAGACCUGCUGCAUUUGACCUACCAGAAGAUGGCGUGAUAAGGAAAAGCCCUGAAAGAGGUAGAGGAAAGUUGAACCUCCAGGCCUAUCUGACACAAUGGCAAAAUGAGAUUCUGAAGAAAGAGGAGACCAUCAAAGAUUUACCUCGGAUUAAUCAGACUCAGUUCAUCCAGUUUUCAAAGACUCUGUAUAACAUCUUUCACGGCGAUCCGGAGGAGGAGUCUCUUUAUCGAGCCGUGGCCCAUGUGACUAGUCUACUCCUGAGGAUGGAGGAGGUGGGACGGAGGUUGCAGGAGCCGAGCAGCCCGGUCCAGUCCACAGGGUCUCCCAGCAGCUCUGCUGAAAAGGACGCAGUGACGGAAGACACUGGUGACACCGAACAGAGCCCAGAGAGCUCACACUCCGGCUCACACAGCAGUCAGAAAGCAGAGUCUAGUGACGAGUGGUCCUUUUCAUUUGAGCAGGUCCUCGCUUCUCUGCUGAAUGAGCCGGCCAUAGUUGGCUUUUUUGAGAAGCCUUUCGACAUACAGGCUAAACUGGGACAAGCUAAGGUCGCCCAACUGAAGCUCAAGGUUAAAAAGUGAAAAGAAUAAAAGUGGUUGUAUUUACUUGGCCAUAGAGUCGUGGAUGUUGGCGAAGAAGACUGAUCUACAUGUAUAUUUAAAUAUAUAUAAUUAUAUAUAUGAGGAAAAAUCGUUUUGCUUGUGUGCCGACAGAAAGGCACUCCUCAGAUUUAAUUAUGCAGUUUCAUCUUUAAUGAAGACUUUAAUUCUCUCCUCUAGGCAUUGGUUAUGAAUAAAAUACAAAUGUAUUCUACAUACUUCUCUACGUGCCAAGGUGCAAAAAGAGUAUAAUAUUGUGGAGACAUUCUCUCUUGUCCCCAUGAAGGAAACCUGAUAGGAGUGGCCGUCCUGUGUCUGAUACGGUGUUUCACUACCACUAACUGCUGUAGUAGGUAAACAGGAGCCUUCGCUCUCAGGUUUGUCCUGAUGUAUUUGACCAUGAAUCUCAGUAGCUUUUGCUGUAGAGUGAAACAUAUUGUUAAGGCUUUUGCUGCUGAGCGUCUGGGCUGCUUUAGUGUUUAGGUAACAGUGGCUAUUCACUGGGACAAAAUACUUUUCUUUAUUUCUUUUUGUUCAGUUUAAGCCUACAUUGCACAUCUUUAUAACAGGAAAGCUUUGCACUUUAUAGAGUUAUCUGCCUGAUGGUCAUUAUCAGUAUCCACCUGGUGCAGGAUACGUGUCUAGGAAUCGUACUGACUUAGUACCAGUUUUUUAUUUUCCUGAUCUCUUCAAACAGCCAAUACUUAACUCUAACUUUGCUUUAUUUAUUUAUGAAACCUAUAACUGAAGUCAGAACGUUCUGUCUUGAUAAAACAAUAUUUAGCCAUUUACCACUAACUGCUUUCUGUGUAUCCCCCGAGCGUUGUUUAGAGUCUUUCAGCAGGUGAUCUGACCCUCCAUCAGAACCACUGUAGUCAACCUCAGCUUUUUGUCUAAAACCACUCGUUCAGUUUAAACAAUGCAGAAUCAACAGCAGGGUUGUGAAAAUCUAAAUCUGUGGAACAGCUCACAGAGGAGAGGGCGCUGUGCCACGCAGACGGUAGACAUUACAGUGAAAGGAAAUCUUAUAACGAUGUAUGUUUACAUAAAAGUUCUAAAAGUAAGCUAUAACUACAACUAAUGAUGUCUUCUUCUGUCUGCUGUCCUUAAAGUUUUGAUGUCCUGCACACCUGCGUGCAGUAGUAUGUUGUUUACUGCUUUCUCAGUUUAAUCAUUUUGGAUUUCCUGACCACAUGGGAAGGAGGUUACUAAUGUCCAAAACCAUUUCUCUGUUGAUGUGUUUAGGGCAUUGGGAUCACUUGAUACCUUAUCUAAUUUGUCGAACAAUGUCAGUAAACAUGUUAAGGUGUUUAUCAGUUAGAUAUAAUUUGAAUGUAACAAACGAGUGCAUUAAAAGGGAAGCAAGAGAAAAAAAAAA